This is a messenger RNA of Rhagoletis zephyria (snowberry fruit fly), 3272 nucleotides long. RefSeq lists its product as uncharacterized. Gene Ontology annotation, molecular function: ubiquitin binding; endonuclease activity. The record is from RefSeq and is a predicted model, not a curated record. Gene Ontology annotation, cellular component: nucleus. Lineage: Eukaryota; Metazoa; Arthropoda; Insecta; Diptera; Tephritidae.
UGGCGUCGAGAUUUCAGCAACUUUUUUCUUUCUUUCGGGAAGGCGUGACUUGUGUCUUUCGUUCAUGGAUGAUUUUGUUAUCAAGAUUGUAGCUGAAGUUCUGGAGGGAAUUUGAUAAAAAAUGCAAAGCCCAUAUUAUAUAUCGAAAACGGCGCAAUUAAGUGAAGAAGAAAAACAGAAUAUUUUAAAACAAUUGACCGAUAUUUUUAAUUGUGUCCCCUGCGAUCAACUACGAAGACUCUGUGAAUCACAUUCAUGGAAUGUUGAGCGCUGCAUAGACUUCUUGAUAAAGGCCAAUAACCAAGACGACAGGAAAUUGGGAAGUGGAGCUAUUCCAAAGCAAAAUAUAUCGGUGGGCGAAAGAGCUGCAAUAAAGGACACAGUUCAAAAGCGACCCGCCUCGGACGGAUAUACGUAUUUAUCGGGGAUUAAUAACAAUCAAAACAAUUCUUCUGGAAGUUCAUUUGUAGAGCAGCGAAUUUCAAGAUUAAUAUCAGAUGGCUCUAAAGUUAUGAUUCUUUUGCGUGGAGCUCCUGGAAGUGGCAAAUCAUGCUUGGCGAAAAAUAUCGUAGAACAACACGUAGAACUCAACGAUCAGUAUAUGUUAAGAGAUUUUAUUUUUAGUUCCGAUGACUUCUUUUAUAACAAUUCUAAUCGAUACAAAUGGCAUGCGAACUUAUUAGAUCAAGCUCAUGAAUUUAAUCAACGCCGGGUUGCAGAACACGCACAAGCGGGUUGGAGUCCAAUUUUUAUUGAUAAUACCAAUAUAAAGUUAUGGGAGAUGUUAGUGUAUGUGAAAAUAGCAGUGGAGAAUGGUUAUGCCAUUGAGAUUCUAGAGCCUAGAACGUCUUGGAAAAAUUCUGCGUAUAAACUUGCUCUUAAAAAUAAACACCGAGUGCCAGCAGAUAAAAUCCAGACGAUGUUGAAUAAUUUUGAAAAAGGAUCCGUUCAAGACUUAUUAAAGAUGCUCAAGACAACAAGAUAUCGUGUUACACUCCCACAAAUGCGAUCCAUUCCACCUAUUUCCUUCGGCCAACAAGACACCGAAACCGACGAAGUAUUUCAAAUAUAUAGACCUGAAAGGGCUGCUUCGGAAGACCAUUGUAAUUUAUCUGACACGGCUACUACGGAAACCGCUUGUCAAUCGAUCGAUGAGAACACUCCAAAGGCCCAAAGAGAAAGAUCAGCUUCCAAACAGAAAAGCGCAAGCGUAGAAUUGAAGCCACCUCCUAAAAUAGAAGCAAUGGGAGAAUUAAAUGAAAUCCAAAUCAAAGAAUCGAUUGCUUGGCAGCCGCAUGAAAAGGAACUAAACCAAUUUUGGAAUAUGCCGUCCAGCAGUGACAAGCGAGAAAUUCUGCUAGGGGAUGAGUCUCAAGCAAAAUCCCUUUUAGAUUUGUUGCGAGAAGGUGUGUAUGAUGAAGACAAAUCACAAAAUUGUGAAAAUAAAAAUGUAAAUAACUUGAAUCAAAAACUUUUCGACCGACAUAGCAUUAAUUGUCCGAAUGAAAAUAAGGGAUUUGCAUCGCUGCGUCAAAUUUAUACAAAUAAGGAAGUGGCUAGUUUAUGGGACUUGUUUGUAAAAUGUGAUGGGGACAUAGAUUGGACAGUUGAUCUUCUUUUAAGAGAGGAUGAAUUAAUGACCCCGCCGGGUAGUAAAUAUUUUGAGGCAGCACCUGAAAUUGCCGAUGACUUUCAAUGUACUUGUGGCAAGCAACCAAACAUUGCAGACGAUAGUAUAACGACGGCGAUUCCCCCAACACCAACGCCAACUUCGCUUGGAAUAGGCACAAAACCUCAAAGGCAACGAUCGCGAGCCGCGCGCGUAAAUAACCGGACAAAUCCAGAGAUCCAAGAAAUAACUGAGGUUAUAGCGAAUCGCUUUGUUCUUGACGGUAAGCAAUUUUCACCGCAUAUUCGAAAGCUUCGUGAAAUGCGGGAAAAGCUACGAAAUCCCCAAGGAAAGUGCUAUGCCAGUAUCGAAGUUCAGACAGACCCACUAAAUGAGGAGGAACAUGGCGACGAUGAUGCUGACGCCGAAGUCAAUGAAAUAAUAGAAAUCAAUAUCGGCGAGGAGUUAGUAAAACAAUUGAAGUAUAUUUUUCAAUCUGAAAUGACAUCAUUGGUAGAAAAAUUUCCCGAUAAUCCCGUUUUGAACGUAUUCAUGCCUCGAACCUUAGCCAAGGAGCUAUAUAUGCUCUGGAUAGAGUCCGCAUAUAAUCAACUUGAAGAGCAAAGGCAAAGAACUAGUCGCGAGGAUGCAGACUUUGCCCGUCUUCUGAAAAAUCCAAAAUACGAAAAUUAUUCGGAGUCACCCGGAAACAUACAGGAGUUGUUAGAUAUGGAAUAUGCAUGGCAGAUUUACAAAAAUGAUCAAGAAACUGAAAUUCAAAGAGCAACCAAUAUACAACAGCGGUAUCACCCAAGUGACCUCGCCGCUCACCUAACCCAAAUUAAAUUAUGCGAAGACUUUCCAAAAAUUCCGCGUGAAACUCUUGUUGAAAUUUUAACUGCUCAUGACAAUAACUAUGACGAAACUGUUAAAGUUCUCAACAGCACAACGAAAUCGACAGAUCAUCACACAUUUUCAAAUUUGCAGAAAAAAUUGUUGGAUUGUACUUUAGAUGAGCAAGAAAUGAUAAAAGAGGAACAAGAGAAAAGCAACAAAAACAGCGGGUACAUUGAAGCCAGAGAAGAUCGCAUAUCCAAAGGGCCUCUGCAGCCAGAAGAAGCAAAACGAAUGGCGCUGCACGAUUUUGAGGAAAUGCGAAACCUGGCGGCACAUCAUUGUCAACUCAAAGCCGAAUGCUAUCAAAAAGCAAAAGAAGCCAUUCAAAAAGGAAACAGUGCUGUCGCUGUUUAUUAUUCGCAAAUCGCAAACUUACACAAAAUGAAAUUGGAUAUGUACAAUCACCGCGCAGCCAAUUGUAUUAUGGAUGUGCACAAAUAUACACAAAAUAACCCAGAGCUUUUAGACUUACAUUACUUGCAUGUGAUGGAGGCAAUCGGAUGUCUGGAUCUGUUUAUAGAUCGCCAUAUUACCGGACUGCGGGCUGCUUCUCGUAGUUAUAAGCACGUAUUCAUAAUCACUGGUCGUGGUCUACAUAGCACAGGUGGAGUUUCCACUAUUAAAAACAAAGUUAAGACUCGUCUGAAAGAGCGCAACCUUCGGUGGACUGAGGUUAACCCAGGAUUAUUGAAGAUAAAAGUUUUUUCAGCAUCAAGGCACUCCAAAAAUAUAUAAUGUACCUAUUAGACCGUUCGUUAAAAAUAAA